Phragmites australis (common reed) is the source of this 617-nucleotide messenger RNA. RefSeq lists its product as uncharacterized. The transcript has 2 exons. NCBI's taxonomy places the organism in Eukaryota, Viridiplantae, Streptophyta, Magnoliopsida, Poales, Poaceae. Bases 116 to 358 code for a protein of 80 amino acids. The record is from RefSeq and is a predicted model, not a curated record.
UGUGGGCCCACCAAGGCCCAAACCAAAACCUUCCCCUGAACCCUCCCCGAGCGCCGCCGCCAACACCGACGCGCGGAGCAAGAGGAAGGAGAAGAGGCCGACCGAUCCACCACCGAUGGCGGGCGGCGGGCUGCUCGGGGGCGCGUUCUGGGCGACGCGGGCGCUGGAGGUGGUGAAGCGGAACGACUCCCCGGGGCUGCUGUGGAAGCGCAUCAAGCUCACCACCACCCGCAAGAACAACGCCAAGAAGCGCCUCAAGCGGCUCUGGCAGAAUGAGGCAGUUAUAAGGAAGGGCUUGUGCUCAAUCAGAGUCGCCGUCAACUUCAAACACAACUUCAAACACGGCUACCGGAGCUGAGAAACAACAGUAGCUUGGAAAGUCAAUUCGUGCCUCAACAAGGAAAGGCUCAUACGCAAUUGGAAAAGGCCCGACGACCUUUGCAUGAUAUGCUGAAGCCUGAACUAUUUUCUCCCAUAUUUAUUUCAGUUUGUUAUCCACAAAUUGAAAACUGCAUGUAUAAAUCCACUUUCUUCAGCUAGAGGACAUCAUUGCGUGCCACCAUGUGCUACUUUGCUCCCUCCUGCUGACAUCAAUUCCUAGCAUCUUUGUCCCCUCA